AUGGCAACCCCAAUUUCCAAGGAUUCUAUUAAUAAGGCUUCUGUUUCCACUGCUACUGCUCGAAAGUUAUUGGCUCUCGCUGGUGAUGAGGGUGAUAAUGAGGACGGUGAAGAUUACGGCAGUAGUAGCCCAAGUCCGCCAAUAAUGGAAGGUGGCAGCCCAAGCCCGCCAAUAAAUCGAAUCGGAGAUGAUGAUCAGGGCGGUGGUGGCGGUGGUGGAUCAGGGGGUUGUUCAAAGGACGAUAUCCUAGUGUUUCAAGGCCAAACCCCCCCACUGCCCAGCGGCAUCCCGACCUACACGGUCCAUGUCGAAAACACUUGUGCCGUGGCCGAAGGAGGCAACAGUUGUAACAUCCGGGAUAUACAUUUGAAGUGCGGGUGGUUCAGCUCAGCUCGGCUUACAAACCCUAAAGUGUUCCGAAGACUCUCCUUUGACGAUUGCCUGGUCAAAGAUGGACAAGCUUUGAGCCCUGGGGAAACUCUCUACUUUCAAUACGCCAACUCCUUCGCCUAUGACAUGGUGGUCUCCUCUGUCACUUGCACAUGA
Messenger RNA from Oldenlandia corymbosa var. corymbosa, 546 nucleotides. The record is from the annotation of a GenBank genome assembly. Lineage: Eukaryota; Viridiplantae; Streptophyta; Magnoliopsida; Gentianales; Rubiaceae.